AUAAAAGACAAUAUAUACAGAAUGAGUAUUAAAUAUGAAUAUAGAAUAUGACUGAUCAGUUAUGUACAUAAAGUGUGGGAAAUUACAGAAGAACAAGGAUUUUGUUCCUUUAAGGCAUUAGUACUGAUAUAUUGUGCACAUUAUGGAUACGAGGGAUUUUCAGAUUUCAGCCAGGCCCAAAAAGAGACUGGAAAAGGAACAACCUGUCUGCCUCAAUGUUUGGGGUGGUGGGCUUCCUGAGAUGCUUUUCUGCUCAGCAAGCACAACCAGAUUCUGUGACGGGAGUAGCAACGCCGCCAAAAUAGCCGGCCCGAGCAGGAAGCGGCGCAGCUCGGACUCAGACCCCAGUGAAAGCGGCUCGGCCGGUGGCAGCGAGGUUAGAGGCAGCCGCCCUGUCAGUGGCAAGUGGCUGAAGAUGGCUAGCAGUAGCAGCUCUGCAUCGGGCCAGACGAGCCGCAGGCGAGCGCAGAGAGGAGCUGAGGAGAGCAGCAGCAAAAAGAAGCAAAAAGAUCGCGCUAACCAAGAGAGCAGAGAGGCCAAGCGUGCUGCAACUGCGGCUAACCAGGAGUCUAAGAAAGAUCUACUUCUAGACUGGAAGCAGAAUGCAGAUGAGGUGAUAGUCAGGCUGCGAUGUGGUGAGGGUGCACUGAAGGUGGAGAAUGUUGACACUGCCUUUUCAGAUACGGCCUGCCAAGUCCGCUUCCCAGAUGGGCGUGAGUGGAGCUGUCACCUACACGCUGAGAUAGAGAGCUCCUGCAGUAAAGUGCUGUAUAAGGAGAAAGGCAGCAUAUUGCAGCUUAUCAUGCAAAAGAAAGUCCCCUUCAAUGACUGGCCCACUCUUAUGAACAACAAAGAGAGCAACCCAUUGAACCUGUUGGGGGAGAGUGGAUGCAGUCAAAAGUCCUCAGCAGAGUGCUCUGAGAAAUCCAGCUUGAGCUCUGAAACGCUCAAAACGUCCAGCAGACUGGGAGAGCAGGCACCACAGACAGUUCCGAACUGCAGUAAACCUGAUCGUGGGGUAAAAAGGGGAAUGAAGAACAAACAGGCAGAGAUUCUUGAGAGUUCAAGAAUCAGAGUAUCUGAGAGUAAGACAGGCAGUAAAGGAGACCAGACACCCAAGCCCACUGCCAAGAGAAAUGUCCGUCCUUCUAAAAGCACAAAGGAGCCCACUGUAGCAUCUAGCCCUGCAGGAGAGCAUGAGCUCAAACCACUUGUCAAUGGCAAAGCUCAAACAAGUUGUGGAUCUGCCCCUGUGUCCUCCACUGCCCAAGAAGGCAAAUCAGAAUCCCAGAUUAAAGCAUGCCAGGGAGCACAACAAGAGAAAGGGAUUGAAAAGAAGACAGACAGACACACUCUGGCUGAAGCAGGUAAGAAUAAGAAUCAGGUAACUGUUUGUGAGCCAAUUCUUGAGCCACAUGAGCCUUCUGCUCUUGUAGAAAUACCUCUGUCUCCUGGAGAAACCUGUAAAACUGAGGAGUCUAGCAGAGGUGGAACUGUCCCAGAGGACACAGAGAAAAACAAAGAGCAAGGGACAAAUGAAGAUGCUGCACAGGGCCAAAGACAAACGGACAUCCCAACUCACCAUGUGGAAUUUGCAGAGAUUGUUCCAUCAGUUGACCCCAAGAGGCAAGAGUUUAAAAAUACAGAGGAGGAGAAAAGGGACAGAUCUAAAGAGGAACCAUGUGAGAAGAGUCUCGAGAAGGACAGAGAGCCAAUGGUGAACCUGUCAUUUGUGAAGAAUGAUUCAUAUGAAAAAGGGACAGACCUGAUGGUUGUCAAUGUCUACUUGAAGGAAAUCUGUAAAGAGAUUUCCAGGGUGCUCUUCAGGGAACAAGACUUCACCCUCAUCUUCCAGACCAGCGAUGCUAAUUUUUUACGUAAACAUCCAGACUGUGGACCAAACACUGUCUUCAAGUGGCAAGUCAAACUCAGGAACCUGAUUCAGCCGGAACAGUGUAGUUUUUCCUUCACUCCAUCGCGUAUCGACAUCACCCUGAGGAAGAGACACAGUCAGCGAUGGGGCGGGCUGGAAGCCCAAGUUUCACAAGGUGCAGUGGGGGGCGCGAAGGUUGCUGUGCCCUCCGGGCCUUCCUCCAUUGAGAAGAGUCAGCCAGGGAGCAGCCAGCAUGCUCUGCCUGCCAAGGAGGAGCCACGGGCAGGGGAGGAGAAGCCUAAAUCCUCUCGGACACCAGAAGAUGGUACCUUAGAUGCGGUGGUUCCACAUUCUGUCUCUGAUCAUGUUCCUAUCAAACAAGAGACAGCAAUUACCGCGCCGAAGCCCACCUGUAUGGUUCAACCGAUGACCCACGCUCCUCCUGCAGGCAGUGAGCGACCUGAGGAAGAGGAAGAGAAGAAGGUGUGUCUCCCUGGCUUCACGGGGCUGGUCAACCUCGGAAACACAUGCUUUAUGAACAGCGUAAUCCAGUCUCUCUCUAACACACGUGAACUGAGAGACUAUUUCCAUGAUCGGGCAUUUGAGACAGAGAUCAACUGUAAUAACCCCCUGGGUACAGGUGGAAGGUUAGCCAUUGGGUUUGCAGUGCUGCUGCGGACGUUAUGGAAAGGCACUCAUCAUGCUUUUCAGCCUUCUAAAUUAAAGGCAAUAGUGGCCAGUAAGGCUAGUCAGUUUACAGGUUAUGCCCAACACGAUGCCCAAGAAUUCAUGGCGUUCCUUUUGGACGGGCUGCACGAGGAUCUGAACCGUAUCCAAAACAAACCCUAUACAGAAACUGUGGAUUCAGAUGGCCGCCAGGAUGAGGUUGUUGCAGAAGAAGCAUGGCAAAGGCACAAAAUGAGAAAUGAUUCAUUUAUUGUUGAUCUGUUUCAAGGCCAGUACAAGUCUAAGCUUGUGUGCCCAAUGUGCUCCAAGGUUUCUAUAACAUUUGACCCCUUCCUUUACCUGCCUGUCCCUCUACCUCAGAAACAAAAGGUGCUCACUGUCUUCUAUUUUGCUAGGGAGCCUCACAAGAAACCAGUCAAGUUUUUGGUGAGUGUCAGUAAAGAGAAUUCAAGCACAGCAGAAGUGUUGGAGUCUAUGUCCCGGAGCGUGAGAGUCAAACCAGAGAACCUAAGAUUGGCAGAGGUGGUGAAAAAUCGUUUCCAUCGAAUAUUCCUACCUUCUCACACCCUUGAUACCGUUACAUCCACCGACAUGCUCUUCUGCUUUGAGGUGGUCUCCAAAGAGCUGACUAAAGAGAAAGUGGUGCUGCUUAGGGUCCAUCAGAGGCUUCAGGUUCCUAGUAUUCCUAUAGCCAAGUGUGCCGCCUGCCAGAAGCCUCCUCUGUCAGAUGAUGAGAAACUGAGGCGCUGUACACGAUGUUAUCGUGUGGGUUACUGCAACCAGGCAUGCCAGAAGAGCCACUGGCCCAACCAUAAAUCUUUAUGCCGACCCAACUCUGAGAAUGUAGGCCUGCCAUUUUUGAUCAGUGUGCCUGAGUCGAGGCUGACCUACUCGCGCCUCACUCAGCUCCUUGAGGGAUUUUCCAGGUAUUCGGUGAACGUUUUCCGUCCUCCAUUCCAAUCUGGUCGGACUUCCCCUGAGGCUAGUCUGUCUCGUGUUGAUCACCUUCCAACAACCGGUUCAAUUGCUGAGGGACCUGGGACAGAGGAGGAAGAUCUUCAUGCAGUUGAAGGAGAUGCUCAGGAGCAGGGAAAUGUGUCUUCUGAAAUGGACGCAGCACAAGCCUCUGCUCACUCAGCUGAAGACCUGAACUCCCCGUCCACUCACACCACAGAUUCUGCCUUCUCUGAGCUACUGUCUAGCUCCCAGGAUCCUUUUGGAGAGAAAGAAACAUCUUGCGAAAAGGCUGUGAAACCAGAAGCUGCUGUCGCUGGCUAUCAACAACCUUCAGAAUGUAGUUACAGAAGUGGUUUCCAAUUCUAUAUCUCGCUACAAGAUGCCAACAACAAGGAACUAAAACUUGAAGACAAAGGUGAUGGCGUUCUGGAGGUGCCUGAAGACUGUACAAUUGAGCUGGUGUGGAAAAAUAAUGAGCGGCUAAAAGACUAUGUACUGGUGCGCUCCAAAGAGCUAGAGUUCGAUGAGGACCCUGGCUCUGCCAGUGAGACUGCCAGGGCAGGACACUUUACACUGGAGCAGUGUCUCAACCUCUUCACCAAGCCUGAGGUGCUAGCACCUGAGGAAGCAUGGUAUUGUCCAAAAUGUCAGCAGCACAGGGAGGCUUCCAAGCAGCUUCUGCUUUGGCGUCUGCCGAAUGUUCUCAUCAUCCAGCUGAAACGUUUUUCCUUCCGAAGCUUCAUCUGGAGAGACAAAAUAAAUGACAUGGUGGACUUUCCUGUGAGGAACUUGGACUUGAGUAAGUUUUGUAUUGGCCAGAAGGAAGAUGUGCAGCAGCCCCCUAUUUAUGACCUAUAUGCUGUUAUAAACCACUAUGGUGGAAUGAUUGGAGGUCACUACACAGCUUAUGCUCGUCUACCCAAUGACAAAAACAGUCAGCGCAGUGACGUUGGCUGGCGUCUGUUUGAUGACAGCACCGUGACAACAGUAGAAGAGAGCCAAGUGGUGACUCGCUAUGCCUAUGUGUUGUUCUACCGACGUAGGAAUUCUCCUGUAGAACGACCUCCUCGCCUGCUCAACCCGUUGGGAGCCGAGUCUCCUGCUGGAGCUGGAGCAGCUGCCAGUCAGACCACAAGAACAUGCCCAUGACUUUAUGAAUGCAGUGUGAUCGCAGUCCUGAUGCACACCUUUAGGCUUGUAGCCAGGCACUCUUUGGGACAGACCUGGACCCAGAAGGACCCCCUCAGUUGGGUGCAGAAGUGACGUCCGACCUCUUCACUCGGUCCGCAGAAUGCUCUGGCUCGUCUUAUACCUGCAUGGAAGAAGUGGACUAAACUCGCCCCUAAAGCUGUAGUAGUGACCACCAAACAGCACAGCAGCCCUUGACUCAGGGAGAUUUCUUCCUUGAAAGAGACUUCAAUGCUCAUCAUCUGAUCAAGCGGAGCAAAGGUGCUUCUGUUGCACAUGUGCAAUGUUUAAAAUGUUAGAAAUUAGCUAAAUGUGUAUGUCUCCCAACGCACAUGAAAAUAUGCUCAAAGUUUCAGUCAUUUGUUUAAGAACAGGUGUGCACUCAGAUGUUCACUAAUCGCAGGAUGGCAAGUGUUUGAUUGCACAGUUGGGGUGGGGAGGGGGAGCGGUUUGGUACAGCCACAUUGUAUUCAUGUUCAUCCUCUUUAAAGGUAUUAGAUGACUUGUCACGAAUUUAAAAAAAUAAAAAAAAAAAAUGAAACACUUGUUAACCUGCAGUUUGGUUCCCACAUAUUUAAUUGUUAACCCAAUGGACGGAUUUCAAUCUGAUAUUCAUAUUUACGCCCAAUGUGGACUGGCUUGUUGGAGUGGUUUUCUUUGAAUCUUUCUGGAAUAUUGUUUGUCAUUUGUUUGAAUUAUGAACUCUAGCACGUGCGCACACUUUUUUUUAUGUACAACAUCCUGUGGAAAUGUCUGCAUUAAGUGCAAAAACCUAACUUACACUUGUGCAUGUUGAUAAACUAGUGUAAUGUUUGUCAUUUGCUCUUUUCCUUUUCUUUUUUUUUUCAUCCCCUUCUAUGUUUGUAUUAGACUGUAUAUUAAACAGAAGCUGAGGGUUUGAUCAUAAGAAUGCUGCUGUGAAUAAAAAGAGAUUAAAUGGAUAAUAUAAAUAAAACGUUGAACAAGUUAACUAAAAUGCUAUAUGUUAGUUAUGUCAUAUUAAAAUUUUAAGCAGUGGAUUUGAAAGAUUUUUACCUUUACUUUAAAAUAAUUGGAGUUGGACCAGUGUUUGGGGUAGGUCAGGAUAAAAAAAAUAAUAAAUUAUUUAAAAAGAUCAUCACUUAAAUCCAGGAACAGGACAUUUAGCUGUUUACAAAGUCUAGCUAUAGUCUGCCAGAUGAUUAAUCCUUUGAUUUGACUUUAAUUUGAUUUUAUGAUUCGUCACUUCAUUUUGAAGUCACACCAUCUGUAUAGUCACAGAAAAAUAAUAGUCAGGUUAAUAAUGGUAUAUAGCUAAACUGCUCUCCUUUUCGAGAUUUUUAAAAUGUGUUUAAAGGGUUGAACAGUUUUAAGAACAGGUCCAUCAAGGCUGUCUUUUUUUUGUUGUUGUUUUUCACAGGUUAGCUGUGGCUAGGAUGAACAUGUUGGCAUUACAUCACAAUAAGUGUUUUUAAUAAUUAAAGGGUUGUUCUCCACAAUGAUAGUUCAGCUUCUGUCUUGUUCUUUGUUGAUUCUGCUUCAUGUACAUAUAAGAGCUCCCAACAAAUUCAUGUAAAUACAGAACAACCAUAAAACUUUACCUUGCCUUUUAUACUAAAACGUGUUCCCGUAUAUGAUUUGCUGGACUGCUGAUUUUACAUGUUCAGGUCAAUCAAAAACAAGUCAAUUCCACAUCUGUUUAACUGUGCAAAACUUUUGUACCUUUACAGUUUGUUCUUCACUCCAAAAAUAUUGAUUGGAUUAUGGCUAUUAAAUGAUUGUCUGUUGAA
Messenger RNA from Tachysurus fulvidraco (yellow catfish), 6474 nucleotides. RefSeq names its product ubiquitin specific peptidase 19 (gene usp19). The transcript is spliced from 27 exons. NCBI's taxonomy places the organism in Eukaryota, Metazoa, Chordata, Actinopteri, Siluriformes, Bagridae. Gene Ontology annotation, molecular function: cysteine-type deubiquitinase activity. Gene Ontology annotation, biological process: protein deubiquitination. The coding region runs from base 143 to 4666 and encodes 1507 amino acids. The record is from RefSeq and is a predicted model, not a curated record.